AUGUUUGUGACGAAAAUCGACAAAUCUUAUAAAGUGCAGUGCUUCUACGCAGAGACGGUGAGAACGGUAACGCAGAAUUUGAACGUCAGUGAACGAAAAGAGAUGCAAAAGAAUGUUUUGGUAAUAAUUGGGGAUGAGGAAGCUGCUACGGCGAGAAGACCAUCCAGCGUUUUUUACGACGACACCCAGAAACUUGCAGAAGACACCUUAACUUCGAAUGCUCCUCUUCCAGAAUGUAGGUACCAGGUGCUUGACGGUGGAAAGGGCGGAAGCCCACUGACAUUUGCAUCAGUGGGGCAAGUAGUAUAUCAUGAGUGGACGUGUGACCCAGAAGGAAAACUCUCAGAGGAUUCCCCAUUUUGUGCGACAGUUCAUUCGUGCAAUGUUAAAGAGGAUGGUGGCCGUGAAGUGCUACUACUUGAUGAAAACGGAUGCGCCGUUGAUAGGUACCUUCUCAAUAACCUAGACUAUACUUCCGAUCUUACAGGCGGUCAAAUCUCACAGGUGUUCAAAUUUGCUGAUCAACACUCGCUGUUUUUCCAGUGUCAGAUUCGCCUCAGUUUGAAAGAAGGACUAGUUUGCCGGCGGUCAUCGGAUGAUUGCCCAAAAGUUCUUCGCGGUAAACGCUCAGCAGAAAGCGAUAAUCAUGAGGACAACGUUGAUGUUGUAUCGCAGUACAUGACCAUUUUCGACAUCGAUGAUCUCGGCGAAAAAAUGUCGGGAAUAUCAGCAGCUCUACCUUCUAGUCAACAGCUCCGUAAUGGAGAAAUAUGCAUUUCACAACUAGCCGCUGGAUCUCUGUUGUCUCUCUUAGCAUCAUCAAUAUUGAUCUGUAUACUUUCCAUCGCAUUUGCCACUUACUGGAAGGUUUCUAGCGAUGUAAAACACGGAGACUAA
Angiostrongylus costaricensis is the source of this 897-nucleotide messenger RNA. The record is from the annotation of a GenBank genome assembly. NCBI's taxonomy places the organism in Eukaryota, Metazoa, Nematoda, Chromadorea, Rhabditida, Metastrongylidae.